AUGUCGACUUCAACACCACCCGAUCUGCGGGUUCUUCUCCGCAAACUUAACGAUAUCGCGGAACCUCAGCUUCUUCUUCAUGCGCUACCGUCUCUCAUCAACCAUGUCCUACAUUGCAAAGAGGCCUUGUCGGCGCCUUCAGAUACCAAAGUCAAGAAUGGCUCUUCUGAAGCCGCUGGAAUCGUUCACAAGAUCAAGUUGAAGAUCAACAACCUCCUGACUGGACGUACAACCCGCGAGUCUCGAUUUGUUGCCGUUGCUCUGAUUAAGACUAUGGUCGAUGUUGGUGGAUGGGAGGUUCUGCGAGAUUGUCAAAAAUGGGUCGCUGGUCUUUUGGCUGUCGUUGAGAAAAGUGAUCCAAUGGCCUCCAAAGAGUUGGCUAUUGUGACUCUUGCACACAUCUACAUCUCAGUCCAACCAUACCAAACUCUGGUCCGAGAGAUCGCCACACCAACUAUCCCAACUUUUGUCACCGCUUGUCUCAAGCUCAUCAGCGCUCCCAAGUCUGGAGAGAAGCUUCAAACACCUUUGUCUGUCAUUGAGACUAUAUGCGACACCCUCUCAGCUCUCAUCCCGCUCUACCCAACCACAGUUCGACCUUCCAGCGCCAAGCUGAAGACCGCAGUCAAGCCAUAUCUCGCUCCUACGCAAUCAGACGAAAUUGUUGCUCCUCAAAGCCUGCAGCGAGCUUCGCGAAAACUCGUCAUUUCGCUUCACCAUGUCGCCGCCAAGUCAGGAGGUAGUGAAGAGUGGGCCAAAUUGAUCGACGUUCUCCUGAAAGAGUUGCACUCUACCGCUGAUCAGGUUUUGAGAGCUGUGCAAGAAUCAUGGGAGGGAUCGAACGGAUACACUCGAUCUCAAGUUGAAGUUGAUGGUGAACCAAAUGGCGGAGGCGGAGCCGAACUCCCCUCGUGGUCCGGUAUCGAGGCUGGCACCGAGCGCUUGGUUGGUCUGUACCAGUACCUUUCAGACUGCUUGAAAUACCCUACAAAAACACCUGUCACAAUACCUACCAGCGCUCUUGUUGAUGCUGCGUCUCGACUACUGCUUAUCGCUAGACUCUCACCCAAGUCCCAAUCGUGGGAUCAGGCCCUUCAAACCAACGCUGCGAUUUCAAGAGACGAAAAGGAUAGCCUCUGGGCAGCACUGCCUAAUAUUCACAUUUCUGUUCUACAGCUUGUUGAAGUCUUAUUCCAACGCCUGGGACAAGAUUCAGUGGCUAUUGCCCCUGAGGUCCUUGACCAUCUCGUCCGCGUGUUCAAAUCUGGAAUCAACCUUCCCACAGUCAGAACAACCGGUUAUACCGUCCUGAAGGAGAUCCUGAACAUCUCCGGCCCGACAUUGUCUAAGUCUUCUGUUGCCAGCCUUGACCCUAUCCUUGGCGCUUGCUGUCGUGACCUGCAGCAAGAUGCUGGCCAUCUCAAGGAGGAGAAGCCGGCGGCAUCUGGCACCGAUAGCAAGAAGAACAGCAUCGCUGCCAAUGCUGACCUUUUCCUCAAGCCCCAAUCUGCCGAGGUUGCUUCCAACAUAUCUCUAGAGCUUAAGCACAAGGCCGCUGCCACCAGUCUCUUGCCGGUCAUCCUAUCAAACCUACCACAAAGGCAUCUCAAGGCUGCUCUGCGGGGUCUUGUUGACCAGACGGCUAUUGUGACAAGUAACCGCGACGCCAUGCUCGCAAGCGUUCUCAACCCCUACAAGGACCAGCGAGGCCGAGUUUAUCCUAGCAUUCUUCCUCACCUUACUCAACAAUUCCCUGACGACAAGGGUCUCGAGAUUCUGCGCAGCAACAUCCGCGCAGGCGUUCAGACUUUGGCAGAGGGUGAGGAGCCGCUAGAGGCUCUCCCUGUUGAGGAUGAGGAGGAAGAGGAGGAAGAUGAGGAGAUGAAAGAUGGCGAUGUGGAGGACGAGAUUGUCCCUGAGAAGAGGGGUGACCUAUUCAAGCCUGGAACACUUCCUACAGCUCCCCACGCCGAAAAGAACCUGCCAAUCCAAAGUAACCCCUUUGCUCCUAUUGAAAAGGCCAAUACUUCAGAGAAUCGCAACGCCUUUGCGCGAGCAUCCUCGCCGCCCAAGCGAAAGCACGAGGGUCCACCAGACUCCGCGCCGAAAAGGCAGGUCCUGGAGAAGUCUUCGUCUCCGGAUCGAGUGCUCCCCGCACCUACCCAAAGCGCCCUCGUUACGACUGAGGUCGAAGAGGAAUCUGAGGACGAGAGUGUUCAUUUGAAUAUGGAACUAGAGGAUGAUGACGACGACGACGAGGAAUAG
Fusarium coffeatum is the source of this 2265-nucleotide messenger RNA. RefSeq lists its product as uncharacterized. Gene Ontology annotation, biological process: rRNA processing. The transcript has 2 exons. NCBI's taxonomy places the organism in Eukaryota, Fungi, Ascomycota, Sordariomycetes, Hypocreales, Nectriaceae. Gene Ontology annotation, cellular component: nucleus. Bases 1 to 2265 code for a protein of 754 amino acids. The record is from RefSeq and is a predicted model, not a curated record.